AUGGCUCUUGCAAGCAUUCCCAUACCAUCCCCAGGCUCGAUCCUCGAAAUUGGCCUGCUCGCCAUUUCCGCAGCUCUCAUUCUUCGCGUAGUCUAUAAUCUCUACUUCCACCCGCUCUCCAAGUACCAUGGACCGUGGUAUGCAGCAUCCUUCUCUCUAAUUCAUGCUCUCAUCUCCGUCAUGAAAUAUGAGCCGCAAUGGAUGCUUUGGCUGUCAAAACAAUACGGAACGGACAAGCCAAUCCGUGUCGCACCAACCCUUCUUCUGUUUCCUCAGUCAGCCGCCCUUAAGGAUAUUUACUGGGAUCCAAAAUGCAACAAUAAGUCCAUGUUCUACGGCACAGGCUCCCUUGGCCCGCCGCACUUGUUCUCGACCCUCGAUGGAAACGUCCACAAGUCCCUUAGGAAAGCUCUUGGAGGGCCUCAGUGGUCCAUCGGCGGCCUCAAAAACAACUGGGAACCGCGCUUCGACUCCCACAUCCAGCUCUUCAUCAGUCGCAUGUCCGACUUUGCCCGCAAAAACGAGCCCGUAAUCCUCUCCGAUAAAGUAGCCGAAUUCGCCGCCGACAUCAUGACAAUGGUCUCCUUCACCGACCCCUGGGGCUUCGUCACGAACUCCCGCGACGAGCGCAACAUGCUCGCCAGCUGGCGCCGCGGCCUCGUCUCCUUCGGCUUCGUCAAUCGCUUCCGCUGGCUGCGCGACCGCGUCACCCGCGUCUGGUGGGGCCACUUCUUCCUCCCGAGCACGAGCGACGACGUCGGCAUGGGCUACCUCAUGGCGCAGGCCGACAGGCAGGUCUCGGAGAGGGAGCGGCGGAUGGAGGAGGAGGCGUUCACGCAGGAGAAACCUGAUUUUAUGCAGCUAGCCCUUGAAGCCCGCAUCGACGGCAAGCCCCUCACGUCCUCGCAGAAGCGCGCCCAUGUCACGCUGCUCAUUCAGGCCGGCGCCGACACGACAGGCACAGCCCUGGGCAGCACUCUUCGCUUCCUCCUCACCCAUCCUUUGGCCCUCGCCCGCGCCCGCGCCGAGAUAUCGGCUGCCGAACAGGCGGGCCACCUCAGCCCGACGAUUCAGUACGAAGAGACGCGGACGCAUCUGCCCUUUUUCGUGGCGUGCAUCAAGGAGGCGAUCCGGCUGCACCCGUCCGCGACGAACCUCUUCGCCCGGGUGGCGCCGGCCGGGGGCAAGAUCGUGGACGGGACAUGGGUGCCGGCCGGGGCGGAAAUCACGGCCAAUGCGUGGGUCGUGCAGCGGGAUCCGCGGCUGUACGGGCCGGAUCCGGAGGCGUUCCGGCCGGAGAGGUGGUUGGAGGGUGAGGUUGGGGGUAACACGAAAGAGGCGAUUAGCGAGAUGGAGGCUUGCAUUUUUGCAUUCGGGAUUGGACCGAGGGUUUGUCUGGGGAAGGAUGUUGCGUACAUGGAGAUGUACAAGCUGUUGCCCGAGACUGUUCGUCGCUUUGAUUUUGAUAUGAAGAAUGAGGGCAGGAUUGUCGUUGUGGGUGGCAUUGCUUAUAACGAAGACUUUGUGGUUCAGCUUAGAAUGAGAGAGUAG
Molecule: messenger RNA, 1551 nt
Organism: Colletotrichum aenigma
Lineage: Eukaryota; Fungi; Ascomycota; Sordariomycetes; Glomerellales; Glomerellaceae
Gene: gsfF-2
Product: Cytochrome P450 monooxygenase gsfF
Exons: 6
Coding region: 1-1551 (516 amino acids)
Molecular function (GO): heme binding; iron ion binding; oxidoreductase activity, acting on paired donors, with incorporation or reduction of molecular oxygen
Source: RefSeq, a predicted model, not a curated record